Molecule: messenger RNA, 867 nt
Organism: Cladophialophora psammophila CBS 110553
Lineage: Eukaryota; Fungi; Ascomycota; Eurotiomycetes; Chaetothyriales; Herpotrichiellaceae
Exons: 1
Coding region: 1-867 (288 amino acids)
Source: RefSeq, a predicted model, not a curated record
AUGUCUUCUUCAAUUCCACGCAUCUGGCGAAACAGCUCCUUGGCUGGGAAGCUCCAGCGCAAACAAGGCGACGCCUCCUGUGCCAGCAUGCCGCCCGAUGCUGCUAGAGGUGCUCCAGCCUCCAACCAUAGCGAGAUUCCCAAACCAGAUUCGAUGGCCGCCUUAGGUCGCUUCCUCGUUAAUGAACAAGGCUCUCGAUUCUUCGAAGACCCUAAAGCCCUCGUACCGGACAAGAAGGCCGCCAACUCCAGCAGGAAAACCAGCAUCACUUUUGUCGAGAAUCCCACCCCAAGGCCAGCUGGACGAGAGCCGCCGUCGCGACCACCAACCCCAUAUAUUCCCAGGCCGCCGACUCCCAUGGGCACCUCGCGAGAGGUAGAUCCUGCUGGGUGUUGUGUGAUAGAUCUGGAACAGUUGGACCUCGCACGGGCGUGCAGGCGCUGGCUCACGUUGUUUCGUGAAGUUCGACAAGGCUACAACCGUGAGUUCGAUGCCCUAUACAGCAUGCUGGAGAGGUUCUCGCGCUUCGGCUAUAGAUACUGGCGCUUGUUGAGAACGAUCGAGGCCGUCGAGAAAAGCCUCGACGAACUCGCGUACCUGGUCCAAGCUGUCGACUGGGUUGCCUACGACCAGGUCAGCGAGCUCGUUGACUUCUUUGAUGAAUGGGUUGUCGUGGCCUGCGACACUUUCAGCACCAUGACCCAGGGCAGAACGCCUGUCAACCUGGACAACCACGAGGAGCGCUCUGGGAGGAAGGCGCUGAUGGAGGAGAUGAGGCCAGAGCUUGCCCGGCUGACGGAGCAGCUCAGUGCCUAUGCCCAAAAGCCUCUCCGGAGGCUACGUUCGGAGCUUAGGGCAGAGGCCUAG